Messenger RNA from Acanthocheilonema viteae, 417 nucleotides. The record is from the annotation of a GenBank genome assembly. NCBI's taxonomy places the organism in Eukaryota, Metazoa, Nematoda, Chromadorea, Rhabditida, Onchocercidae.
AUGUCGAUGCUAUAUAAAUUGGAUAGUACAGUACAGGAAGACGAAGAUGAUAAUAAUGUAACAUUUCGUCUAUAUGGUACAAAUGCAAUGGUAAAAGAAGCAUUAACAAAUACAGAUACAAAUGAUAAUACAACAACUGUUAUAGUUGGGUAUAAAUCACCAGAUAGUACUGAUAUUGAUAAGAAUACCACUAAAAUUAUUAGUAUUAAUGAUGAAACAUCACCAACAUCAUCAUCAUCGGUUAACUGUAAUGAUCAUAAUUAUGAAGUUAAUUUCGAUACAACCGUUUCAGCAUCUGUUGUAUUGUCCAAGAAACGUACCAUAUCCAGUAGUAAAGUUACCGAUGGUGAUCACGUACAAACUAGUUAUUAAAUUGACGUUGAUUUUGAUUUGCACAAGGUGAAGUUUGAAUCUUGA